Molecule: messenger RNA, 2629 nt
Organism: Cephus cinctus (wheat stem sawfly)
Lineage: Eukaryota; Metazoa; Arthropoda; Insecta; Hymenoptera; Cephidae
Gene: bou
Exons: 4
Coding region: 595-1173 (192 amino acids)
Biological process (GO): regulation of synaptic transmission, cholinergic; sleep; positive regulation of voltage-gated potassium channel activity
Source: RefSeq, a predicted model, not a curated record
AAUCAUGUCUCCCACUCACAAACAUAUAUGUUACAUAUAUACACAUACACUCCGAAAGAAAAGACUAGAACUAGCUAUCAAAAGAACUACAAUAAAUUAUUAUUAAAUACACGUAGGAAAAUUCUACUAAAUAGUAUUAUCAAUUACAAGUAUUUAAAAUAUUGUGAUAAGUUGUAGUCUAUAACGGCAAAAGUUGUUGCCUUUGUUAAUUUGUGUAGAAUUUUUUUCCGCUAUGAUAUAUCUUUAGUUCUUUCGAUUAUGUCACUGUCUCAAUUACAACAUUAAAUUCAAUGUAACAACACAUACUCCAAAGUUCAGUAAAUGCAUAAUGAAAUUUAGAAGCACAAGGCAACGAGCAGCUGAAAUCACUAUAGUAUAUAAUAUAGUCUGGUCGACCCCACUCCUCUCUUUCAUGGCAAAGCAGUGAAUCAGGUCUGUCAUACGUAGAAGCCAUUUCAAACGGCAUCGGUUUGUCGACACUAGCGCAGGCAGGUUUUUCAUUUCACGUGAGAAACAGUGAAAACAGGUGUUUAUUACGUUAACUCAUUUGUGAAUUCAACCUGGAAAUUAUUACGCACCUUUUCGAAUUUUAUAAUGGACGCCAACAUCGGGUGCAAGUGGCUUGCGCUCUUCGCGCUUCUUACACUUCAUUUUGAACCAGCCAAAAGUAUCGAGUGUUACCAGUGCACCAGUAGCAGCACUGUCAACCCUUUUCAGUGCACUGAAUUUUUAUCGAGCGACAUCGAUAUGAAGCCAGAACCCUGCGAUAAAAUUUAUGGCGCUCAAUACUGCGUUAAAGUCGUCGGCCGUUUGGAGGUGCUGCCUCUUGAAUGCUACCAGUGCGCAACAGCUGACGAAUGGAAAUGCACGGAUGGUGAUUUGACCGUAGAAGCGCUUCAGCCACAAAGUUGCGACCACAUCUUCGAAGCUAAAUACUGCAUCAAAUCUGUGGGGAGAUAUGGAGAUGGAAUUGGUACCAAACGAUUUUGUUCAUCCAAAGAUCGGGGCAAUUCCUGCGAAUACGUGCGUCAACCUGGAGACAAACUUACGUAUCGCACGUGCAUCUAUACCUGUACUGGGGACGGUUGUAAUCCGGCUUCCGGUCUCCUUCCCAGCAUACUGACGAUUAUAUCCGGUUUGCUGAUCACUCUCAGAUUCUUAUUUCAUAGAUAGAAUUGUGACUAAGAUGGAAACCGUUAGUGCGGUUACUAAAUGUGUUUGACAGACGGCCAUUGGUAUACACGUUAAACGUGAUCUUCUAGAUGACUGUUACCAAAUAGAAUCUCAUUUGCCUUUAUCAUUUUGUUACAUGAUGACCUCUGUGCAUUUUUUGUACCAGAGGGUAUUCACGAGUCUGACGUAUUUUUGUGAAUUGUCAGGAAAAUCGUAGGAGCGCCUAGAAAUAAUUAUUCUUAUGAGACACAUAAUAUAAGUGACCUGAGAGAGCUGAAAGUAAUUUCAUAAGCAUACACACUGUCCAGUAAAAUGUAAUUACGUGAUAUUUAUUACAACAAAGAUCAUUAAUCUGUCUGAUAUAGGCUCUUGCUUUUUUGUAUAUCUACUCUUACACGUUACGUUAUAGUGUACUCAUAAGGAAUAGGAUAAGCAAUGAAAUCUCUAUUAGCGAAGAAUAAGACGACGUGGAGGAUGCAUAUGUUAUUUAGCUGUUUAUUUAAAUAAGCUAGUUAAAAAAAAAUCCUUCACGUACAUCAUUAAUACGUACAAAUUGUAGCUGCAUUCAGCAGAAACAGGACUGACGGAGCAAAUAAAUACGAUUAGUGAAAUUUUACAUUCGUUUCAAGAUUUAAAGUUGAGUGAUCAAUUCAAUGUUCUUGCUCCCUUAGUAUCCCUUCUGUUGAACAUAGCCAAUGAACGUAUAGAUAUCUAGGUAAUGAAUAGCUACGACAAAUUUAUUGAUGAUUCUGUAAAAUAUUCUUUUUUGUGCAUUUUUUGCGUGACACACUUCUCUUUGGCAUGUAUAUAAUAAGGCAACCAUUUCGACUGGUCGUACCAAUUAUGGAAUUUGACAUUAAUCUUUUUAUUUCCUUUUUUCUUUCUAACUUUCCACCCUAUGAAGAAACGCAGCUUAUGGUACAGGUCGAUUGCUUAGAGUCGAGUGCCAAAAAUUUGGCACACCAGUUCCCCUGCCAAUAUACUUCUAAUAUCUAUACGAAUUGCUACAAUUACAAUGUAAUAUUCAGUUCGCCAUUCUAACAAGCCUUUUCCAUAAACACGUAAAAGCUGGCGAGUUCUUAAUCUUCAUCAGCACACACGUGUGCUCGCGUUAGGUGUAAAAUUUGCCCUGGCGAAUAAUCGCUAAUACAUUCCAGUAAAAAUAUAUAUAUAAGCUACAGAUGUUUAAUACAGGGAGGCUUAACGUACAGACUGCUACGAGCGGUAAGAGCUUCGUUUACUCUUAGACAGAAAACAAAGUAAUGUAAAUAUAAAUUCUUGAAUCGAGUAAAGAUUCCGCAACAUGAUUCUUGCACUCGUCGCAUUCAAGUGCAAUACUCUUCUCACGCAAUCUGACAAUUAUCGUAGACAUAAGUAAACUAUGAUCGAGUCUCUUUUUUGUGAAUUGUAGAAUAGUAAGUGUUGAUUUGCCGCAAUAAAACGUACUCUAUAAGAA